This is a messenger RNA of Amborella trichopoda, 4992 nucleotides long. RefSeq names its product pentatricopeptide repeat-containing protein At2g20710, mitochondrial. Gene Ontology annotation, molecular function: protein binding. Gene Ontology annotation, cellular component: mitochondrion. Lineage: Eukaryota; Viridiplantae; Streptophyta; Magnoliopsida; Amborellales; Amborellaceae. The record is from RefSeq and is a predicted model, not a curated record.
UUGAAUGAGUAAUCCUGCUUUUGAAACCAAUAGUAUGUUUAUUGGUCAGGACAGUAGCAAGUUGUUUAUACAUUCAUUAAACAUUCUGAUUCUGGUGAAUAUGAUAUUGCAGUUUGGGACUGGGAGAUACCAUUCCAUGAGGAGGGAGAAUUAAUGAGGUAUUAGUUACAUGGAAAAUUGUUUAUUAUUUGUGUUGGUUUUGGUUUAGUCGGAGUUACUGAAGUCUCAGUGUAAAUGGUUCGUUGUCUUUAUUUUGAUAAUCCAUCUAUUCCAGUGAUUACUGUUAUUUCUCUCCUUGAUGCUGCAGAUUUUGGCCAUGAACCAUGGUUAUACCUUCACUCAAGCUUUAUUAGUUGGACCCUCAUCUUUACAAUUCUUCCCUGCUGUUCGACUAAGCUUGUUGUUCGCCUCGUUUUUUUAUUCCCCCCCCCACGUCUGCUUUAAUUUCUGAAGGCCUCUGAACUUCAGGAAUUUUGUAAUUUAUUAAACAAAAGAUUGAGGCUUUUUGUUGUUAUCAAAUCUUUGUAGGGCCUGUUUUGCAUCUCCUUAUUUCAGACAUAGCUUGAAGCUUCUUGUUUCUAGAUCUAUGUUUGAAACCAAAGACAAUAACUUAUCUUAAUUUUCUUUAUGUGAUGAAUAAUAUAAGCAAAGAAAGCUAAAAGCAUUCACAUCAUGGUUCUCAUAUAGGUCUAAGACUCUACAAUGAUAUUAAAGCCAAGCCAUGGUUCCUGGUAUUUGUGUGCAGCUUAAUACUUUAGUAUUGAUCAAAUCAUCAAAAGGUUCUUGCUAGUUCUUGUACUAGGAAAAUUUCAUACAACUUGUACAUUGCCAGCUUAGAUACAAUUGAGAUUCAUGAGACUAUUAUGGGGAUAGAGAGUAUUGUGCUUCUGUUUGUUCAUUGGGAUUCAAAAUCAAGACAUCAUAAGGGAUAAGGGAUAUCCUCUGGACAUUUCAUGUGUAGCGGCCCUCUCCAAACUUUAAAGAGAUCUCCAUUCACCUUGAUCUUUGUUGUUUAGGUGCAAUUGAUCCACGUAAAUUUGCGUCCAAUUUUAAAUAAUUGGGAAAAUGUCACUUAAAUGGCCAAACCACCUUAUAAAAUCAUUAAGGUGGUUAAAUCAUCCCAUUUAACAUUAGAAUGGUUACUUCUCAAGCUCUAUUUCACUUAGAUGCCUCCUCAAAAAUUAUUAUCAAAUUAAAAACCUUGAACAAGUAGGGGAAAUUUAGAAAUUUGGCCCAUCGUAAGUGGCUUAUGCUAAAUGAUGACUAUGCCCCUAGUUUAAUGACAUGGAAGAUAACCCUUGGUUGUUCAGGGUUGGCAAAACAAAGCCCUAUUCAUUGUAAACCCUUAUUCCAUGUUUCUAACUUUGAACAACCAUGGACAUUAUCUUCAUUUCGCUUGGACCACAUAAGGGGGCUAAACUACCAAAAUGCUCCCAAUCCUGACCAGGGCCAAUUUGGUCUUUCUAACAUAUUUUUUAAGGAGGAUCCAAGUGAAAUGAAACUUAAAUGUAACAAUCCUAAAUAUUAAAUGGGAUGAGAUUUGAGCACAUUAGUGGUUUUGUAAGAUGGUUAGCCAUUUAUUGAUAUUUUUCCAUAAAGGAAACAAUAAAAUUAUGAUUAAAAAUUCAAAAAUAAAAAGGGAAAUAUCAUUUAAAGGGUUAAAUUACCUUGCAAAAUCAUUAAAGGUGUCAUCAUCCUAUUUAGCAUUUAUGAGUUAUUGCUUUUUAAGUUUCAUUUCAUUGAAGUACCUUUCAAAAUAAUUGGCUUUGUUUAGGAUUGGGAACCUUGAUCUAGCAGGGGCUUUUUUGUAAUUUAGCCCAAAUUGAGUGGCUUGAGUAAAUGACAAAAAUACCUCGGGUUGUCAAAGUUAGCAAUAAUGAAAAAGGGUUUACAAUGAAAAAAGUGAGUUCUGCGUUGCUAACUCUAAACAACCAGGGUACUUUCCUCAUUUUGUAGUUCCGUAACUGUGAACUGCUGCAGUUUUUUGGUCAUUUGGCUUGGGCAAAUUGAAUGAGUCUAAAGUUGUCAAAAUGCCCUACUUGUCCAAGUUUCCCAAUCAUGAAUAAGGGUAAUUUGGCCAUAUUUAUUAUAUUCUAAGAGAUACCUGAGUGAAACUUAAAAAGGCAGUAGUCCCAAUUUUUAAUAGGAUGAUGUACUUUUUAACGAUUUUGUUUGGUAAUUUGACCCUUUGAUAUUUUUCCUAGGUACUUUAUGGAGUAGUUAAAACAGAUUGUUUUUUAAAUAUGGUGGUUGCAGAAAAUAGUGUUUUCAAUUGAUCUUGCUAAGAUCUUUUUCUUCUCCUCUCUUUUUUUGAUAACUAGUUGCUUGCCAAACUUGUUCUUUUUCCUAGGCAAGACUUAUAGGCUCACCAGCAAAGGACAUCACCCCAGUGGUGGAUCCUGCUGUCGCUUAUUGGUGCAUCCCUCACCCCAGCAAAAAAAAAAGGGGCCCCAUCAAGUGUUCCAUUUUCCAUUGAUGAUCCCAAUGGUCUAUUGUUUCCAUAGUCCAUUUUGUUAUGGUAAGUGUAAAGUGCCAUAUCCAUUGGUCUUGAUAUGGUUUGUGCUUUUUUGUCUUUUCUCUCAGUUUUAGCAGGUAAGGAACUAGCAUUUCGCUUUAUGCAAGUUGAAUUCUAGGUCCACAAUCAUCAUCCCUUUUUAGUUUAGAUUGCUCAUUUCAUUUUGCUGAUGCAUCUCAGGGUUCUUGGAGGUAAUUUCGAGAGUCAAUUUUUUCAAAACCCAUAUUUCAUGUAUCGAACUCGUCGUCAUGUUGCUAGGUCCGCAAGCAUCAUCCCUUUUUAGUUAGAUUACUCAUUCUUUUUGCUGAUGCAUCUCAGGGUUCUUGGAGGUGAUUUCGAGUGUCGAUUUUGUCAAAACCCAUUCCUCACGAUAAAUGUGGGAGAUGGAGCGCCUACGGGUAGAGUUUGUAAUGUUCAAUGAUCCAUCGAACAUUCUCCUUCAGUACUCUUAUUUUGAUACAAGAUACGACUUAUUUGAAAUUAAUUGAAUCCGGGUUUCACAAUAGCUAUUCCUGGACUGAACCGACCUGUUGAAUACUUAAAUUCAAGGAAGGACCAGUUUCACAUGCAAAAAGCAAGGAAUCUUGCAUACGCUGAAUUUGAGAAUUUGCCGAUGGAUGAGUGAUCGGAGAUAUCAUUACCUGAGCCCUUCAGACCAUGCCAUCCGUUUAGACCUCAUCUCCAAGGUCCAUGGUCUAGAGCAAGCGGAGCAAUACUUUGGCAACAUUACCAAGCAAGCGAAGACUUUUGAAACCUAUGGUGCUCUUCUCAACUGCUAUGCCCAAGAGCGGUCAGUUGAGAAGGCUGAAUCCAUCGCUGAGAAAAUGAAGGAAUUGGGUUUCUUCAACUCUGCUCUGUCCUACAAUGCCCUAAUGACACUUUAUACACAGACAGGAGAAGUUGAUAAGCUAGAUAUUCUUAUCAAGGAAAUGGAGGAGAAAGCCAUUCGUCCAGACAAUUUCACUAAUAAUAUCAGGAUGAAGGCCUAUGCAAAGGCUUUAGAUAUCGAACGAAUGGACAAAUUCCUACAAACACUGGAGCAUGAUCCCCUUGUAACCUUGCAUUGGAACAUAUAUACCAUGGCUGCAAAUGCAUACAUUAGAGCUGGUUUAAUAGACAAUGCGAUGGCCAUGCUUAAGAAAGUGGAGGCACUUUGUGGUGGAAAACAUCAACUCGUAUAUGAUUGCCUCCUCACCCUUUAUGCAUCUGUCGGUCAAAAAGCUGAGGUCCAAAGAAUUUGGGGACACAUCAAAACCCCAUUUAAUAAGCCUCUUAAUUCGAGCUAUAGGUGCUUCAUAAGCUCGCUACUGAAAUUGGGUGAUGUAGAGGAAGCUGACAAGGUGUUUCGAGAAUGGGAUUCUCACCAUGAGAUCUAUGAUUUCAGGGUGCUCAAUGUGCUCCUUUAUUUCUAUUGCAAUAAUGGGUUUUUGGAAAAAGCUGAGGAAAUUAUAAAGAUUGCUCUAGAGCGACAAAAAGUGCUUACUUUCAACACAUGGGAGAUUUUGGCAGGAGGGUAUCUGAAGAAUAACCAGAUUUCAAUGGCUGUUGAUGCCAUGAAGAAGGCUUUAUCUUUGCACCAAGGAAGGAGAAGGUUGCCAGAUUCCGGCAAUGUGGCUGCUGGAUUAGAGUUUUUCCGGCAAAAUUCCGAUGUGGAAGGAAUAGAGGAGUUUAUAAGCUUGCUAAGGCCUGUGGUCCCAUUAACGAGGGAGGUUUAUCAUGAAUUAUUAAGGACUUACAUAUCAGCAGGGAGGCCAGUUGAGACUGUAAUUGAGAGGAUGAAGGGAGAGAAUAUUGAGCCUGAUGAGGAGACGGAAGUGAUUCUCAAGGGUGAUAUGGCUCAAGCUUUCAGUGAGUAGGUUUGGGUUCCUAUUGUGCUUGGGGGAUUCAACCGUAGUUGAUUCUAAUUGAUUGCCAAUUUCGAGGGGACUGGACCUGGGCUGGGUAGUUGAUGCUUAUUGGUUUUGCCUGGUUUGUAGAGGACAUACAAUGUGGGGUUUUUCCUGGUUUUCGGAGAGGGGACAUACAUUUGAUUUUUGCAUUGAUUGCAGAGGGGGAGACAUGUGAAUGCAUGGAGAGAGAGAGAGAGAGAGAGAGAGAGAGAGAGAGAGAGAGAGAGAGAGUAUGGGACUUUCUUUAUUAUUUAGAGAAUAUGUGGGGUGGGUUUGGUUAAGUGGAAGAAUAAGGCCUAACGCCCUUAGAAUUAUGGAUGGAGAUCUAUUUAGACUAGUUGUAUCCCCUCCCUCCCCAAAAAAAAAACAUAAAAAAAGUAGUUUUAUUAUAGUUUUCUGCUAUGUAAAACUAUGUUAUUCAUGAUUCUCUUCUUAUGAUUGGUUAAAUAUGAGAGAGAGAGAGAGAGAGAGAGAGAGCAUUGUUUUUUUUCCCUUGAGAAUUAUAUGGGUCAGAUGUUGUUAUGUAUAAAAAUCCGUAAGAGCUUGUUGCGUAUUCCUUUUAUCUAUCGAUUAAUUAUGGGAAAUUAA